AUGACCGUCACACGGCUCGACCAGGGGCAGCGCCACCGGCCGCGGAUGGCCUUCCUGAAAAAGAUCGAAGCACUUAUGAUGGAGAUGCAGAAUCCAGACACGGGCAUCAAGACGCAGACACAGAAGGUGAUGAUCACAGACAUCCCACAUGCUGUGGCAGGUAAUGAUAUAUUGCAGUGGAUUCUCCAGCGCUUGCAGAUCACUGAGGAAGAGGCACUGCACCUGGGAGACCUGUUUGUCAAAUAUGGAUACAUCUACCCUCUUCAGGAGCCAAAGAAUCUCACUCUUAGGAGAGAUGGCAGCCUGUACAGGUUUCAAACCCCCUAUUUCUGGCCGGCGCAGAGCUGGCCUGCUGAUGACACUGACUAUGCAAUUUAUCUAGCAAAGAAGAACAUUAAGAGGAAAGGGAUUUUAGAAGAAUAUGAAAAGGAACAUUACAACAUGCUCAAUCAAAAAAUAAACUACAAGUGGGAUUUUGUUAUUAUGCAGGCCAAAGAGCAGUAUAAGGCAGGGAAGGAGCGGAAGAAGGCAGACAGGUACGCUCUGGACUGCCAGGAGAGAGCCUACUGGCUCGUGAACCGGACUCCUCCCGGCAUGCUAAACGUCCUCGAGUAUGGAUUAGACCGUGCAACGGAUCCCAAUGAAAAUAAGAAAACAACUAUGGAAUUUUAUAGGAGAGAGAUCAUGUACUGUCAGCAGGCCAUCAUGAAGUCGAGAGUGAAAUCUUCUGUCUCUCUCGGAGGGCUUGUGAAGUACUCUGAGCAGUUCCUCUCCAAUGAUCCCAUCCUGUCUGGAUGUCUCCCCAGCAACCCGUGGGUAACAGAUGACCCUGAGUUCUGGGAUCUCAAUGCAAAACUAGUGGAAGUCCCCACCAAAAUGCGUGUGGAGCGAUGGGCCUUCAAUUUCAGUGAGCUGAUGCGGGACCCAAAAGGCCGGCAGAACUUCCAGCUCUUCCUGAAGAAGGAGUUCAGUGGAGAGAAUCUGAGUUUCUGGGAAGCCUGUGAGGAUCUCAAGUAUGGAGACCAAUCCAAGGUCAAAGAAAAAGCAGAAGAAAUUUACAAGCUCUUCCUGGCUCCAGGAGCAAGGCGCUGGAUUAACAUUGAUGGCACAACAAUGGGUAUCACAGUCAAAGGCCUCAAGCACCCUCAUCGUUAUGUUUUAGAUGCUGCUCAGACCCACAUUUACAUGCUGAUGAAAAAGGACUCCUAUGGCCGCUAUUUAAAGUCUCCAGUAUACAAGGAAAUGCUGGCCAAGGCUGUUGUGCCACAAGAGACUGUCAAAAAAAGCUCCAAUUUCCCAUUCGGACGCCGUCACCUCCGCUCUAGCCCCAGCCCCAUUGUCCUGAGGCAGCAGGAAGAAGAGGCCAAAGCCAAAGAAGCCGCCGCGACCGUGGACAUCACGCAGGUCAUGAGCAAGCUGGAUCGCAGGAGCCAGCUCCCGAAGGAACCUCCCAAGUAGGCUCUGAGCCUCGCAGGUCACAGCGCAGGGAAAAGACAAGCCGAGGCUGGUGUUGAGCUUCGUCUCCCCUUCCUGAAGGUGUCAGUGCUGCUUUAGGUUUCCCAGGCCGGCUCUGCCAACAGCCUGCUUUUCCUGCAUCUUGCCUUGGUUUCUGGAGCUGUAGAUGUCAUUUCCCAGGCAUGUCAGGCAUGGGAGUGCUGGCGGAGCCACGCCGAUGGCUGUAACGGACUUGGGGUGCAGUGCCUCGGCUCCCUCCCCGCACACCUCGGAGGCGGGGGGGACGCCGAAUGGCUGCCCUGAGCUCCCCCCGGAGGUUGGGCAACCCGGCCGCCUCUCCCUGCCUCCUGCUCCUCCAGGAGGUGGGAUGGCACAAGGCAGAGUAAAGCUCUGCCGUCCCAAUCCUUUGGGUUCAA
This is a messenger RNA of Haliaeetus leucocephalus (bald eagle), 1871 nucleotides long. RefSeq names its product regulator of G-protein signaling 9 (gene RGS9). The transcript is spliced from 17 exons. NCBI's taxonomy places the organism in Eukaryota, Metazoa, Chordata, Aves, Accipitriformes, Accipitridae. The record is from RefSeq and is a predicted model, not a curated record. The coding region runs from base 1 to 1458 and encodes 485 amino acids. Gene Ontology annotation, biological process: intracellular signal transduction; regulation of G protein-coupled receptor signaling pathway; G protein-coupled receptor signaling pathway.